UCACCUUGCACUUUUUGCCUUGAUCAAUCCGCUAGCAACUGCAAGCUCAUAUUCCCGAUCAGUCAAUUUGGUUGUGUCCACAAAAGUUACUACUCCACGAUGAGGCGUAUAGGACACCUUUCCACGAGGCUUGCUGGGAGUCAUUCCUUUUGGCGUUGCCAGCAAAUUAAUGGAUUCCUUGUCUGUUGGCACCGUCACGGAAAUCAAUUUCUUCAAAGUCUUCCGUUUGCUAUCAUCUUUGGUUCGUGAUUUGACAUCCCUUCGAUCUUGCGUCUUAGCUGUUUUCAGAGUGAAGGAAUUCACCACUGCUCCCGAGGUGCCCUGUAUUUGCUGCGUAGGGUAGUUUUCUACUUUUCCAAACUUGAAGGAGGACUCAUUAACAGUCAUUCUAGCUUUAGACACGUCGAAAACGUAACCAGGUUUCUUUGCUAAGUCUUUCUCUCGUUCACACUUUUUACUGACGGAUUUCGGUGUAGCAAGGCGCUUCACCACGUCUGGAACGGCCUGCAUAACCUGUUCAUGUUUGCGUGUAACUCUUUCAUGCAUAUCACCAAUGGUUUCCAUUUUCGCAAACAUGCGGGCAUGCUGACGAGCGAAAUUCUUAGUUGCUGCAAAAAAAGGAAUUACAUCCAAGGUUCGUUCGAAAUCGGUUGCUGGAAACCUACGGGAAAUCUCCUUCGACUUCCUAUACCCUUUACUUUUCCUGAUGGAACGUGACGAAGACGGGAGACCCUUUUGACUUCUUCUUACUCUUCUUGCUUGUUCCUUCGCCUUUUGACGCUUUCGGGAGGCCUUUUUCACAGCCGAAGAUACGGUUGAAGCAGCAAAACCACCACAUCUCUUGCUUUUUGAAGCUGGUGUGGAGACAGAUACUUCGGGGUGCUUGGAAGUCUCUGAGAUACGUCUUGGAUUCUCCUGAUCAAGACUUCUGUUAGCUGACAAUACAUAUCUUAUGUCAUUUUUAUCUGAAGCUGGCUGUGCCGUAGAGCGAUUCCUAGUGUCUGCGUUGUGAUGGGACAAUGACACAUUUUCUUUUUCCAUGCAGUCAGAACAAAUGUCCGAGCCUUUCAGAUUUGCUUCGGAUUCGUCGUCAGUGAGGAACUCUUCGCCGAACUGUAAAGCGGCUUUUGUAGUCGCCUGAAUAAUGCUGGAGCGGCGGUUUUUCCUUGAACUUCGAGGAGUCUGAGGACGAGCUGUUUCCUCUACGACGUUCUCACCAUCUCCAUGUGAGUGUCGAUCUUUGGAUUGACGACUGCUUUUGCGAUGGUAAGCGUUCACGAGUGGCGAUGUGCUAUUCCCUUGCGGAGUGACUGUAUUGUUCGGUGGUGGAGAGCCUUUUCCAUCCUCGAUAUAUUCGAAUGUUUCAUUCAAUCUUGAAUGGCUUCUACGCCUACUCUUUUUUUUCUCGUCAUGUCCUUCCUCAGUUGUUUGCUUGGUAUCUCCACCUACCUUUGGAAAAGUUGUUUCCGUCUUGUUUCCAUCACCUAUGUGAGAUUCACCUUUCGUGAAGAACUCCGUAAGUCUUGCCAAAAGUUCCGCCUUUUUACCAACGCUAGACAGUCGACGUUUGCUGAGCUCCUUCUGUAAGUCCUUAACCUUCAGUGUGGAUAGAGCUUUGCCAGAUGGGAGGCGAACUUCACAAUCCAUGCACUCCAGUCCUGCAAUCACUUCCUCUCCGGUCUCACCAAGGUUGUAUGUGAGCGUAGACGACGGCGACCCUGCACUACGGUCCCGUUUUCUAUCCGAAUCCAUACUGUGAGCCGCGGCAAAAGCGCAUAA
Messenger RNA from Haemonchus placei, 1779 nucleotides. NCBI's taxonomy places the organism in Eukaryota, Metazoa, Nematoda, Chromadorea, Rhabditida, Trichostrongylidae. The record is from the annotation of a GenBank genome assembly.